CCUAAACGGAGAGGCAGGCCACCCAAGAAGACUCAAACAUUGAGUCUGAACCCCACCAAGGGCAAAACUUCAAACAAAACGUCAUCUGAUGAAAACAAAGAACCUAAACGGAGAGGCAGGCCGCCCAAGAAGACUCAAACAUUGAGUCUGAACCCCACCAAGGGCAAAACCUCAAACAAAACGUCAUCUGAUGAAAACAAUGUGCCACAAAAGAGAGGCAGACCAUUCAAACAGAAAGCAACAGGGACUCUUAAGAUCCACACUCAAGACUGUAGUGUAGUGCUGAGAAGGCUUGGUGGGGGCAGUGAGGGCAUCCAGUCUGUAAAUAAAACAAAUGAAACCAGGACAGUGUGCAGUAUUAGAGGUGCAGAAGAGGAGGAGCAAAGACCUCAAGAGAGCAGUGAUGGUAUUGUGAAGUUGGUGCAGGAGGCAGUGGGAGGGACUGCUGGUAUUCUGCAUAGGGUUGAAUAUGGGAAGUAUAUAAUCUGCCUCCUUGACACCAUGGACACGAUGCUUAUCAUGGUAAAUCAAAACUCACCCAGUGAAACUAGUUCUGGCAAAGAAACAGAAGCAACUACAGGAAAGACUUCCAAAAAAGAGAAGAAAAAAGCCCAAGGAAGAGAACAGAGUACAAGAACUCAUACUGGCAGCAACAUGGAAGCAAACACACAAGUAGAACAAACUGUCAAUAAAAUUACUAACACAGAGAAAAGAAAAAAGGUAGAUCAAACAGCUAAAAAAACUAACAACAAAGAAAAAGAGAAAAAAGCCAUAGAAAAACAGCAGACAAUGGAUAAGAAAGCAAGGAGUAGCACAAGAACUGAAUCCUCACUCCAUCAUGAGGCGAUGCAACAGUCUGAGUCAACUGUUGAACAUCCUACAGUGAAAAAGAUGGGACAGAAUAACAGCCGAAAAAGGGAGCACAGCUCAAACGCAGUCAAGUCACCGAAGAGACAAAGGAAUGAGCCAAGCGUGCCCGCCAAGGCUUCUGUUGCAACACACCUGGCCAUAGAUGCCAUGUUGUCACCUGGGCAGAAUAGCGGCAUUGUUCCCAGCAGUGAAGGCAAUGUGCUGAAGAGAUUACAUGUUGAUCCAGAUGCAGGAACAGAUAAAGUUACAGGUCAGUUUAUGCAGCAUGAACUUCCUAACACCGGUGAAUCACCAAAUCAGCCAAAAAAAGCACGUGACCUAGAAGUCUCUGACAGAAGUCUUUCUUCCGAUGGGUCAGAGUCAGAGUCACAGUAUGAAGACAGAUUGCUUACUGAUAGUGAUGAAGAUGACAUGAUUUCAGAAUUUAGUGCAACCCAGAAAAAGAAGAGCUUCCUCCAUCAGACACGAGAAAGGCUGAAAAGAAGGAAUUACAGACCAAAGCACAGAGAGUCAGUGAGCAAAGUUAUAUUCGAUAGUGACGAUGACAUCCUUAUUAUGGAACCGCCCAAGCCUGUGCCCAUGUCAGAAGACAAGAAAGACAACACAAAUUCUGAAAACAGCCAGAGCACAAAGGGGGUGCAGGGCAGACCCAUCAUGGCAUCACCAUAUGUUUCCCUGAAGACCCAAAGACCCAUUAGGAGAGCUGCAGGUGGACACCAGCGAAGCCUGACCACUAGCAGUUCCUACAUCCAAGGCCUCAUCAGUAACUCCAUCAUGAAGAAUGUUCCAGAGAUGAUGACUUCGGCCUCAACCAGGGUACCAGUGGACGGUCAAACAGAGGAGGAACCUGACCCUGAGGACAUGUGGGAUCUCCUGCCAGCCCUCCCCCAGCGGUCCUCCAGCUCCCUUGCCGCAAGGGCUGCCAAGACCAGCCUGCAAGAAUCUGGCAUAACGGUGGGUGUUCUGUGAUCAACUUUAUUUCCAUCAUUGUGAAAGUUUUUUUUAAUGUUUUGCUCCUCCACUUCCUUCUUCCAGUUGUAACUAUUUGAAUUAGCAUCAUUUCCCAGCAUGAAAAGCCUGACUAUUAAACCACUAAUCAUUACUAAGCAGCAUAUAUCUCAUUUUGUUUCCUCCAGUUUUCUGUCUUUUCUAUCAUUCAUUACUUAUUAAUUCAUUUACCUCUCUAUUCCUUCUAUCAUUCGUUCAUUCAUUCAUCCCACAGGAGACUGCAGCCACUGCUCCAGAGAGGCCAACAACUGUCACCAGCACCAACAUUAGUGGUGCAGUCAUCACAUCAAAGGUAUACUAUAUACUUUUCUAGAUGAAAAAAAAGAAAAAUAUCAAUUGAUUAAUAGAUUUACAUAUAUUUCAGAUAUUCAAGAAUUUAUUAUUUAUAUAAGUUGAUGUAUUCAUUCACUUAUUUACUAUUUUAUAUUCCUAUUUGAGAGAUGUAUGGAGGUCAGUUGUAUUUAAGGAGAUUGGUUGUAAUGUAAGACUAUAAAAAUUUUUGGCAGGCAGAUUAUAUACUUCCCAUAUUCAACCCUAUGCAGAAUACCAGCAGUCCCUCCCACUGCCUCCUGCACCAACUUCACAAUACCAUCACUGCUCUCUUGAGGUCUUUGCUUCUCCUCUUCUGCACCUCUAAUACUGCACACUGUCCUGGUUUCAUUUGAUUUAUUUACAGACUGGAUGCCCUCACUGCCCCCACCAAGCCUUCUCAGCACUACACUACAGUCUUGAGUGUGGAUCUUAAGAGUCCCUGUUGCUUUCUGUUUGAAUGGUCUGCCUCUCUUUUGUGGCACAUUGUUUUCAUCAGAUGACCUUUUGUUUGAGGUUCUGUCCUUGGUGGGGUUCAGACUCAAUGUUUGAGUCUUCUUGGGUGGCCUGCCCCUCCGUUUGGGUUCUUUGUUUUCAUCAGAUGACCUUUUGUUUGAAGUUCUGUCCUUGGUGGGGUUCAGACUCAAUGUUUGAGUCUUCUUGGGUGGCCUGCCCCUCCGUUUGGGUUCUUUGUUUUCAUCAGAUGACCUUUUGUUUGAAGUUCUGUCCUUGGUAGGGUUCAGACUCAAUGUUUG
This is a messenger RNA of Eriocheir sinensis (Chinese mitten crab), 2942 nucleotides long. RefSeq lists its product as uncharacterized. Bases 502 to 1839 code for a protein of 445 amino acids. The record is from RefSeq and is a predicted model, not a curated record. The transcript has 2 exons. Lineage: Eukaryota; Metazoa; Arthropoda; Malacostraca; Decapoda; Varunidae.